AUGCCCCGACUGUUCGGGGGCCACCUGCUGUCCUGGUGCGCCGGCAAACUGAGUGCCGCGCGGCUGCAAUAUCUGGCGACCUGCGCCGGGGACGACGGCUUCGCCCACCCGGUGAUCGCGCGGCUGGCGGGGCUCUGGCCAGAUCUGAACGCGCGGGCCAGCCUGAUCCGCCCCCUGCAGACCACUGGCGCGCCGCGGUUGAUCACGGCGUAUCCUGGCGAGUUCGCGAACAGCCCCGCGCUGCCAUCAACGUGGUUUCGCGCGCUGCACCAGCAACCCCCUCACGAGUUCCGCAUGCGCCUCGGCGCGGACAAGGUCAAGCUGCGCAGUUUCUGGCAGAAUUUCGGCAGCAGGCCCGCCGGCGCCGACGCCGUGGCCAACCGCCCCAACUUCGGCAGCAUGGACUCGCACUCGCCCCAGACGACGCCUGCGGGCUGCGCGAUCAGCGUCGCGUCCCUCGUCGGCAAUGGAGAGGCCAAUCUGGCCAAAUUCACUUGCGCCUCCCACGCGCAGCGCUCUGGCCAGGGCGACGACUCGCUCUUCUGGCACCGCGUGCUCGAGGACCUCAACGCGCCGGGCGCGGGCUCUGCCGGGGGCAGGGCAGUUGCGCGCGACCGCGACGGCACUCGCUGGGGAGGAGCGCUGCUGUUCGUCAAGUGCGAUGAGGACGCGCGGGCCAAUGACUUCGGCCUGGCGCGCUUCUCGGCGUGCAACGAGGCGCUCCCCGACUGCCUCGCGAAUCGCGCGUCGCGGCCAUUCACUGAUCUGACGGAGGGCGCUGCUUGGCGGCCGGGCGAGAGGGUGCCUUUUGACGCGUGCAAGGCGCGGGCGCGGGGGCCCAACCACCCUCCCGCGGCGAGCGCGCGUUUCUGCCACCGUUUCUUCUUCCCCGCGGACAUCGUGCACCUCCUCGAGUGCAAGGGCGUGGCGCCCCUGGUCUUUGGCCCUGUGAUUAUGCGGUCGUUGGCGGACGUUCGCAUCGGGCCGAACAAUGAGCAGCGCCUGGGGCGCAUCAAUGAGCGACGGCAGCGGUUCUACGACGCCAGGCCAGGGCCUCAUCGCCCCCCGAAGAUCAUGCUGAACAGCUGCACCAGGGGCGGUUGGGAGAACCUUGCUGGCCCGGCACGCAAGGCCGCGAAGGUCCGUGGCGCUGCCCUUUUCUUCAAGGACCUCGUCCUUCACUUCUGCGCGGCUGGAAGCCCCAGGAGCGCGCAGGUGCGCGGGGUGGUGGCAGCGCUGGAUACUGUUUACGAGGUGCUGUGCGACGCGCCCAUGCGCCCCUCCUUUGCGACGGUGGCUCGGGCGCGGCAGCUGGUCAUGGAGUUCGGGGCUGCGUAUCAGCGCCUGCGCGAGCUCUCACGCCGCGCUGGCGUCUGCGGGUUCGCUGCCACGCCCAAGGUGCACAAGGUUCAGCACCUCCCGCUGCUGACGGCCUGCAUCAACCCUGUCAGGGUGCAGGUGUACGCCGAGGA
Prorocentrum cordatum is the source of this 1472-nucleotide messenger RNA. Lineage: Eukaryota; Dinophyceae; Prorocentrales; Prorocentraceae. The record is from the annotation of a GenBank genome assembly.